Messenger RNA from Arabis nemorensis, 327 nucleotides. The record is from the annotation of a GenBank genome assembly. Lineage: Eukaryota; Viridiplantae; Streptophyta; Magnoliopsida; Brassicales; Brassicaceae.
AUGGUUAGAUUUUAUUUGAUAUCUCCCGAUGGUUACGGUGCUCAUCCACCGUCUAGAUCUUCUGACUAUGGUGGUUACGGACCGCAGUCGGGACAUGGAGGUUACGGAGCUCCUCCUCCUCCUCAUACUCAAGGUUCUUUUGGAAGCCCGUUUGCGUCUCUUGUCCCGUCAGCGCUUCCUCCUGGUACGGAUCCGAACAUCGUGGCUUGUUUCAAGGCUGCGGAUCGGGACUGUAGUGGUUUCAUCAAUGACAAGGACAAGGAGCUUCGAGGCGCUCUCUCUCACCGCCAUCCAAAUCUAGUCGUCGUUGGAGAUCGACAUAGUUAA